GCCGGCAGGGGGCGCUGUGCCACGUGUGGAUGUGGCCGGGGAGGGUGCGGGCACCGGUGGCUGCAGGAGCGGAAGUCUCUCCCUGACUGAGUAGCGGUAGCAGCAGCCCCGGGCUCGCCGUGCCUCACACCUCCAUGGCCGUCUGGACCCGAGCCUCCAAGUCGGGGCCCCUGGACCUGCUGCUGCAGGAUCACUGGCUCCGGGUCCAGGCCGAGCUGUCAGGGGAGAGCCUAAGCCUGAGCUCGGAGCAGGAGGGCGGGCUGAGCAAUGGCACGGAGCUGGCCCCGGGCAGCAGCCCCCGCAAGGGUCCCGGCUCAGACUGCGGCUCGGAGUCAGGACUGGGCAGCCCCGGAGCCCGCUUCCCCCCGGAGAGCCCGGAGCCGGUGCGGAGUGUGCGGGUGGUGAAGCAGGAGUCCGGCGGCCUGGGCAUCAGCAUCAAGGGCGGCCAGGAGAACCGCAUGCCCAUCCUCAUCUCCAAGAUCUUCCCGGGGCUGGCGGCCGACCAGAGCCAGGCACUGCGGGUGGGCGAUGCCAUCUUGUCCGUCAACGGGGCAGACCUGCGGAGUGCCACCCACGACCAGGCGGUACAGGUGCUGAAGAAGGCUGGCAAGGAGGUGACCCUGGAAGUGCGUUUCCUGCAGGACGUGUCUCCCUACAUCCAGAAAGCGUCCCUGGUGGGCGACCUUCCCUGGGACGGCUGUGACCCGCACAGUCCGGCAAACAGCGACUCAUCCGGGUCUCCCAAACGCUGCUUCCGGGACACCAAGGUCAUUCCUUUAAAAAUGUGCUACGCUGCGCGCAAUCUGAGCAUGUGCGACCCGGAGGGACGGCUGGUGGAACUGCGCUCCCCGGAUGGAUGUCACUCCCUCGUGCUCCGCUGCAGAGAUUCAGCCUCCGCGCUGUCCUGGUCGCAGGCGCUACACAACAACAUAUCUGCUCUGCUGCCGCAGGUCCUGGCCGAGACGCAGUGCAUCCUGGGAGCUGCCAGUGAGGACCUCAGACAUUUGGGCUGGGUGGCCGAGCAGGUGCCUCAGGAUGAUGGCCGCUCUACAUGGAAUCCAACGCUCGCCGUUGUCUCUCAGAGGGAUUUUCUACUCUUUGAAUCAAUGCCGAGGACACGGGAAGAGUGGGCGCACCCAAAGCUGAUGUUACCGCUAGUCUCUACCAGGUUGGUGCACUCGGGCCCUGGGCACAAUUCUCCCUCUUUGGGGCAACAUCUAACAUUUGCCACCCGCACAGGGUGUCCACAGGGCAUUGAAAUGCACGUCUUCCGGGUGGAGACUCAGCGAGAUCUCUCCGCUUGGACACGAGCCCUGGUACAAGGAUGCCACGCCGCGGCCGAACUCACGAGAGAGGUCACAAUUAGCUGCUCUCUGCGCGGAGAGGGAGUGUCUCUCGCCAUUCACUACGACACAGGAUUCACAGUGUGCCGCGGCGGCCCUUCCGGGCCGGUCCUUCACCGCUAUCCUUUUGAGAAACUGAAAAUGUCGGCAGAUGACGGAAACAAAAACCUUUACCUGGACUUCGGGGGCCCAGAAGGAGAGCUGACGCUGGAUCUGCACACGUGUCCGAAGCCGGUUGUUUUCCUGUUACACACAUUCCUUUCUGCUAAAGUCACCCGUAUGGGCCUGCUGGCCUGACCCUAAAGUGCCCUCCGCAGGACACACACAGCUGUCCGUAUAACCAGUGCCUUCUAGCGACAAUCACAACGUGUAAGGAGGGACAGUACGCGGCGUCUGAUCCGAUCACACGGCAUUAGCACAGUCUCCGCUCCCCAAGCCGCCGCCCUGAGCGCCGGGACCCCGCAGAAUGUGAGCCGCGUUAUGUGAAACCAGGCGGAAUUGGGGGCUUUGGACUAAACAAAAUCUGCAUUUUUAUAAAGACUUUUGCUGUUUAUUUUUUUUAACCACAAGAGUUUGUGAAACUGUUGGAAAUGUUUCCAAGGUAAGUGCUGGCCGAGCCGCCGUCUUACCGGACUGUCACGGACGCGUCGGCUCUUCAGCCCUUUCACUACAGCGACUGAACGCAACGUUCGGUCCUCUGGGAAUAUGAAGCCAUAAUGUUUUUAUGACCAAAAGUGCCUUCAAUGUUACUGCUGCCUUAAAUGUUUAUGUUUAUAUGCACAAAUGAUAUUUAUAGAGUAUAUAAUUAUAUAUAUAUGUACACACAUUACAUGCACAGUUACACAAUGACGGGGGGCCUGCUGGGACCACACCAUGUCCGGCUGUGUAAGCCGGGCGCAGCACCCCUUCCGCUGGCUCCAAAACCUACUCUGGACAAAAGUUUCUCCAGAUUUUAACCAAAGAUAUUCGUGCAGAGAUAUUGUUUACGUAUCACGGUAAAAAUGCUUUGAUUAAAGGGGAAAUAUUCCCUAUUUAUAAACAGGAUUUAUAUUCACUUUAUUUUUCUAUAACUGUUCAGUAAAACCUAUGAUAUAUUUGCACAGAU
Molecule: messenger RNA, 2448 nt
Organism: Pseudophryne corroboree (corroboree frog)
Lineage: Eukaryota; Metazoa; Chordata; Amphibia; Anura; Myobatrachidae
Gene: SNTB2
Product: syntrophin beta 2
Exons: 7
Coding region: 135-1640 (501 amino acids)
Cellular component (GO): dystrophin-associated glycoprotein complex; intracellular anatomical structure; synapse
Molecular function (GO): structural molecule activity; protein binding
Source: RefSeq, a predicted model, not a curated record